Artibeus jamaicensis (Jamaican fruit-eating bat) is the source of this 6479-nucleotide messenger RNA. It is a transcript of the gene TLR2, whose product is annotated as toll like receptor 2. The coding region runs from base 359 to 2758 and encodes 799 amino acids. Gene Ontology annotation, molecular function: transmembrane signaling receptor activity; triacyl lipopeptide binding; protein binding. The record is from RefSeq and is a predicted model, not a curated record. NCBI's taxonomy places the organism in Eukaryota, Metazoa, Chordata, Mammalia, Chiroptera, Phyllostomidae. Gene Ontology annotation, biological process: toll-like receptor signaling pathway; immune response; inflammatory response. The transcript has 3 exons. Gene Ontology annotation, cellular component: membrane.
GGCUCAAGCGCAGCCUCCGGGCGCUGGUGCCGAGGUGGGCACGCCUCCCAGGCUGGGCGGGCCCGGCGGCUCCGUGGCCCCGGAGCCGGAGCCGCCCCACCGCGCGCACUUUCGCCUCACUCUCCUCCUGGGGCCCGCGGGGCCGGUCGCGAGGCACCUGGCGGCGGCUCCUGUCCCCCUGAGAAGCUGAUUCUGCAGUUUAGAAGAAUAUGCCAAGGACCCAGACUAACCAAGACUCGAAGAGGAUAAGGAAGAAGGACUUACUCUCCUGGAUAUUAAAAUAUAUUUAACAUAAUGUGUUACCGGUACAAGGACAGACAAAGACCAGAACAGAGGGCACUGAAACAGACCCGCCCCCAUGAGAACAUGUGACUGUUGGCAAAGGUUGAAUCCCGGGAUGACGUCACAUCUUUUGUGGACAGUGUGGGUCUUGGGGGCCAUAAUCAGCCUGUCCAAGGCAGGGACCCUGGGUCAGGCUUCUUCUCUGACCUGUGACCCCACCGGUGUCUGUGAUGGCCGCUCCAGAUUUUUAAGCUCCAUCCCCUCAGGGCUCAUGGCCACUGUGAAAAGCCUUGACCUGUCCAACAACAUGAUCACCUAUGUCAGCACCAGUGACCUGCAGGUGUGUGUGAACCUCAAGGCUUUGAGGCUGGGGUCCAACAACAUUAAUACCAUAGAGGAAGAUGCCUUUCACUCCCUGGGGGGUCUUGAACAUUUGGACUUAUCCUGCAAUCACUUAUCUAGUUUAUCGUCCUCCUGGUUCAAGCCCCUCUCUUCCCUGAAAUUUUUAAACUUACUGGGAAAUCCUUAUAAAACACUUGGGAAAACAUCUCUUUUUUCUCAUCUCACCAAUCUGAGAAUCUUGAGAGUAGGAAAUGCUGACAACUUCACUGAAAUUCAGGAAAAGGAUUUCGUGGGGCUCACUUUUCUUGAGGAACUGGAGAUCGACGCUUCCAAUCUCCAGCGGUAUGGGCCCCAGAGUCUGAAGUCCAUUCCAAAGGUCAGCCAUCUGGUCCUUCACAUGAAGCAGCCUGUUUUCCUGCUGGAGAUGUUCCUGGACCUUUUAAGUUCAUUGGAGCAUUUGGAACUGAUAGAUACUCACUUGAACACUUUCCGUUUUUCAAAAGUACCCGUCAACGUAACCAAGACAUUUAUUAAAAAGUUUACAUUCAGAAAUGUGGAAAUCACUGAUGUUAGUUUUCAAGAAGUUGUGAAACUCUUAUAUUAUGUUUCUGGAAUGUUAGAUGUGGAGUUUGAUAACUGUAUUUAUAGAGGAGUUGGUGACUUUGAUAUCUCUGUUCCGGACACAGUCAAAGGUCUAAGUAAUGUAGAGACAUUAACAGUACGAAGGUUGCAUAUUCCAGAUUUUUACUUAUUUUAUGAUCUGAGAAAUAUAUAUGCAUUUAUAGGCAAAGUUAGAAGAAUCACGAUAGAAAAUAGCAAGGUUUUUCUGGUUCCUUGUUCACUUUCUCAACAUUUGAAGUCAUUGGAAUAUUUGGAUCUCAAUGAGAAUUUACUGGUUGAAAACUUAUUGAGAAACUCAGCCUGUGAGGAUGCCUGGCCAUCCCUGCAAACCUUAAUUUUAAGGCAAAACCAUUUGACGUCAUUGGAAGAAACUGGAGAAAUUUUGCUUAAUCUGAAAAAUCUGACUAACCUUGACAUCAGUAAGAAUAAUUUCCAUCCUAUAUCUCCAACUUGUCGGUGGCCAGAAAAGAUGAAAUACUUGAACUUAUCCAGCACACGAAUAGACAGUUUAACUGACUGCAUUCCUCAGACCCUGGAGAUUUUAGAUAUUAGCAAUAACAACCUCAAUUCAUUUUCUUUGACAAUGCCACACCUCAAGGAACUUUAUAUUUCUGGAAAUAAGUUGAAGACUCUUCCAGAUGCCUCCUUCUUACCCAUGUUACUAGUCAUGAGGAUCAGCAGAAAUACAAUAAAUACUUUUUCCAAGGAACGACUGGAUUCUUUUCAAAACCUGAAGACUUUGGAAGCUGGCGGCAACAACUUCAUUUGCUCCUGUGAGUUCCUGUCUUUCACUCGGGAGCAGCGGGCACUGGCCCAGCUCCUCACUGACUGGCCUGAAAACUACCUGUGUGACUCUCCAUCCCACGUGCGGGGCCAGCGGGUGCAGGACACCCGUCUCUCGGUUUCUGAGUGCCACAGGGUGGCUCUGGUGUCUGCCAUGUGCUGCGUCCUUUUCCUGUUGAUCCUGCUCACGGGGGCCCUGUGUCACCAUUUCCAUGGACUGUGGUAUAUGAGGAUGAUGUGGGCCUGGCUCCAGGCCAAGAGGAAGCCCAGGAGAGCUCCCCAGAGGGACAUCUGUUAUGACGCCUUUGUGUCUUACAGCGAGCGGGAUUCGCACUGGGUGGAGAACCUGAUGGUCCAGCAGCUGGAGCACUUCGACCCUCCCUUUCAGUUGUGUCUUCACAAGCGGGACUUCAUCCCCGGCAAAUGGAUUAUUGACAAUAUCAUCGACUCCAUCGAGAAGAGCCACAAGACCAUCUUUGUGCUUUCUGAAAACUUCGUGAAGAGCGAGUGGUGCAAGUACGAGCUGGACUUCUCCCAUUUCCGUCUCUUCGAUGAGAGCAACGAUGCCGCCAUUCUCGUUCUGCUGGAGCCCAUCGAGAAGAAGGCCAUUCCCCAGCGUUUCUGUAAGCUGCGGAGGAUAAUGAACACCAAGACCUACCUGGAGUGGCCCACGGAUGAGACUCAGCAGGAAGGGUUUUGGUUAAAUUUGAGAGCAGCAAUCAAGUCCUAGGUUCCUUUGAGAAAGGCCACUCUUGGUCUGGGGGAGGUCUUUUUAUCACUAGUUACAACUAAGUGAUAGACACAAGUAUACAUAAGCCACAUGGGGACUUGCUAACUAAAGAUACUAAAACUCUUCAAUUUUUAUCUAGAGUGCUGUUUUAUACCAAGUGCUACCAGACUGGAAAAAAAAAUGGCUUUGGUUUUUCUUUAUCACAGGAGAUAAUCAUGAUCUAAAGCCAUUUUUGACAUCUGAAUUAUCUUUAGCAAAUGGUUUCAUUCAUUAGGAAACGCACAGAUGAACAGAAGACUUCGCGUGUACGUGCACUCAUCUCGCUGCUAGCAGACUCAUCCGUGUCUGCUGAGGGCAUCGGCCACCCCCCCGGCUGUCUCCUCUGUGUGGCUGCUCUUGUGACCAAAAGGGCAAAAAUUGGGGUCACUCAGCCCCAGUAUUGCUGUUCCUAGAAAGAAGCGUUGUGUGUCUCCAUCGAACUUUUUGGGAUACAAAAAUGCCUAAAAGGCUGUGUUUUCAUGUGAAACGGGCCUGUCUGUCUGUCUGUCUGGGUGCUUGAUAGGCUUCUCCAGCCAUUAAUGGCUUGAAUGAGGAUAAUCAACACAAGAUACAGUAAAUUAUGGUUUUCAAUGAAAAUCAAACUAAUAAAUAAAAUACUCAGUUCAGAAGAAUUUGAAAGAAGCCUUCCAUAUUCCUGACUCAUUUUCUUCCAUCCCUGAACUAUGCGAAGGUCUAGUUUGUAUCUAAUUACUCCGGCUCUCAGUUGCUCCCUUCUGGUCUGUCGCCCCUGCAUUGUGGUGCUUUCUUCUUUGAAAAGUCUUGACUCUGAUUCUAAAAAGGCCCUCCUCUUUUUCUUCUGAAAAAUAGUCCCCAUGAGCUAAAUAAAUUUUAAACAAGUAUAAACCUAGACAUUCCUCACAAAUAUGAAAAUAUUUGAUACACAAUAAUUAAAAAGAUAGACAAUACUUCCAUGUUAAUUUUUCUAAUCUAGAUGUAAUAAUACAUGACAUUUAAUAUAACUAAUGCUAUAUACGGACUUGGUGCAAUUUUCUUCUCAAGCUGGGAACCACAUGUGAGAGGAAGUGAACUUCCUCUGACCUUCCUCCGUUCUUGGCCGGAACUGGGUUUGUGUGGUUGGUUGGGCUCCAGAGUCAAGAAGGUCCUGGGUUAGUAGAUAUGUAUCUUUGGGCAAGUUACUUAACCUGACUCAAAAUAUUUUCCUGUACUGAAAAUAGGGAUAAUGAUAUUAAAAUCAUGGGGUCUGAUGCAGAUAUUAAUGUACGGUAAGGUAACUACACCCCUGAGCACAUGCCCCUGGGUCACUGUUCCCUCUGGAGGGGUGGGGGGGCAAGCCCGUGGGAACAGGAACCACAGGGUGCUUGCUUGGGGUCACAGGGACACGGUGGUAGCUGUUACUAGUUCCAGGAAGUAAAUCCUCUUUUUAUGUAUUAUUAUUUGCAAAUGGAUAUUUUUUCUGUAAUGGGUGUAAGGGAUCCUGUUGUUUGCAGAAAAAUAUCCCAAAGAAGUAAGUUAAUUAAGAGCAUAACAGGCUUUAGUCUUUGGGACACUCAAUAAGGUUUCUGCUCGCUCAUACGAACUCCUGGGAGAGUGUUAGGGAGGAACCAGCCUAAGGAAAAAAAUGGCGAAGUUCAGGAGGGAAACUGGAGGGGGCGCCACAGAAGCCAAGCACAAAAAUGGAUUUUUUUGCUUUACUUCUUUCUGCAUUAAGUCCAAUGCUAAUUGUCAUGAGAACUAGACAGUUCAGCAUGGACUUGAUCUGUUAGAUUGAAUUGCAAUAAUUUAUACAGCAAUAGAAAUAACUUCAUAGUUAAUUGACAGAUUCAAAUAGUUUUAAAAUGAGCUUUAUGUUUCUCACUGAAAAAGUUAAACAUGUUCACUGUGGAAAUUUUGUAAAAGAGAUAAGAUUAUAUAAAAGAAAGUAAGAAUCAGCUCUUACCCUUUCACCUUUGGAUAACCACUGAUGACUAUAUAGUGUGUAGGUCUCCAAUAUUUUAUAUAUGUAUUACUUCAAACAACUGGGAUUCAAUUUUAAAUAUUUAAACUGCAUGUGGAAGAAAAGACUGUAAGGGUAAUACACUGGUUUUCAACAACAUGCAAGUGGAUUGGAUGUCAACCUGGUGGACGCAAUGUUUUGAUUUAUUUUAAAAAGUUUAUGCGGCGAUGGUGUGGCUUUCCAGAAUGGGCAAAUAGUAAAGUCAGACAGGAAUGGGGUGGACAGGACAAGGACACAGUGUUAAGAAAUGACAUGUGCUAUUUGCAGGCAUUGCUCUUGUUUCCUGGAAGAGGUGAGUAGAUCCCCUGUGCCCUGUUACUCCCCCUUAUCCCUGGCAGUAAAAGCCCUUGGGAAAGGCUAUGCAAAGGGCCACGUGGCUACUUCGUGCCUGGGAAGAUGGAGGAGGAGGCUGGAGUUGAGCUCUGUUCCUGGUGGGCCAUAGAACAGGCCCCUUCUCCAACAGGGAACAGGAGAGUUGGUGGAAGGAGAAGCAGCCAGUUGAGGGGCUAGCCUUAGGCCCUGAGACAAUAAGGGGAUGGCUGGACCAUUGCUCUCAAGGGCAGACAGUGGCAGGAGACCCUGUUUGCCCCUCAGUCCUUUUCCUGUCCUCCUGAAGCCCCUCCCCUGCCUUCCACACCAAACUUCCCUUAGUUAGAGUCUCACUACGGAGACCUGACCCCACCCUCUGACCCCAAAUCCUGGAGCCCUGUCUCCAGCUCUUUCACCUUCCCCGGCUUCCUCCCUGGUGGAGCCAUUGCACCAAAUGCUUAAGUUCUAGGAUAUUUCUGAUGGAAUGUUUUGACGUUAUUUUAAAAGAUGCCCACUGCAGUGAGUUCUAGUCAGUAGGGAUUUUCUAAAACAUGACCAUUUUAGUGGGCCUAGCUGGAAAAGUGAGUUGUCAUUUACAUGGUUUCCACGGUGAAGUGCUUUCCCUGCUGCAAGCAUCUCACAUACAAGGGCUGUCUGGUGGGCGGGGGCUCCUCUGCCUCCAGGUGUGAUGCUGCCCAGGGGAGGCCUCAGCCGUGAGUUACACGGAGUCAGAAGCUCUCACGAAGUGGCUCAAAUUGCUGUGAGGCUCUGUUAUCUCUACAGGGACCAGAGUGAGCCUUGGGGCCAGAGGGACUCAGCGGGCCUUUGGCUUGGUACUUUUGGUUGGGUGUGGCCAACUGUUUGAAUCUUUGCUCAGUGCAGCCAGAUCGAGGUGGAAGUUUGUGCCGCUGAAAGGGGCGAGGAUGGGGACAGUGGCCAGCUCCGAGAGGACCUCCCUGUCCACCCCACAGCACCCGUGGCACCAGACUGGGGUUCUUUGAACUCCACACACACUCCGAAUACUGUCUCUAUACCCAAAAGGCCCUCUCUGGGUGGUGCCAGCGUUAGAGGUCUUCCUGACCAACAGACUUUUUAGAUGUAGGGUUUCUCUGUGCAAAGUGGUUUGUUGAUUGAUGUAAUUAGGCCGCAGCGUGCUCUCUCCUUGGCUUGAUUCUGGGCUUUGCUGCUUCCUACACAUGGGACCCUGGCCAACCUACUCAGCAUUCCUUCCUGUGAUUGCUUAUUUCUAGUGGGUGGAUGAUAACACCAGCUUCUAAAACAGUUCUAAAGACUGUCUGAGAUGAUGUAUUGAUGUUUAACAGACAUGGCACAUUAAAUUCUCAAUAUGUCAUAUUAUUGUUAUGGAUGUAUUAGAUUUUCUAAAUGUCACCUCCAAAU